UUUUUAUUGCUUAUGAAUAUGCAAAUAUUCACAUUAUAAAAAUAGCGAAUAUUAUAUAGUAGUAAAUAGUUGCACUUAGAAAAUGAGGUGCAUUCAUAAAUUUGCAGCUGCAGAAAAUAAGUGUCUAAAAGUUAACUGAAUUACAAUGAUUAAACUACUUUUAUUAGGUUUUUAUACGAGUUUAGUGUACUGUGAAUUAGGUAAAUAUUUUGUAUUGUAAUUCAAUAAUAUAAAUCAAUUUGUUUUUAGCUUCUUUCAUCAAGCCUUGUAGCAGAUCUUCUCCGGAUCUGAAUACUUGCAUUUUGAACAAUAUCAAAGCUUCGAAACCGUAUCUUCUGGAAGGUGUUCCGGAGCUUUCUUUGCCCAGUUUGAAGGUAAUCGAAAUUCCUUACGCCUUCACAGAGUUCAUGGGCUUCCAAUUCGGGAUUUGGAAUUACAAGCUGACCGGGCUUGAAGACAUCGAAGUGACGAAAGUCGAUGCGGAUUUGAGUAAUCAUAGAAUUUCGGCUGAAUUGUUGAUCACGCAUGGACAAGGUGUUGGUUCUUGUCAACUCAAAGGAGAUUUGUUCAAUUUGAAGUUGAACAGUACGGGACAUAUUUUUGUGAAUGGAACAAACGUUGUGGUAAACUAUACUAUACAUACGAAGAUCGUCGAGAAGCAAGGAGACUUCCACAUGCAAAUCAUUUCGCAGGAAGCCAAAGCUCACGUAAACGGAUCGUUUUUCAUUCACGUCGAGAAUUUGUAUAUGGGAAGUAAAUCGUUGACGCAGAGAAUGAACGAUAUUCUCAACGAAAACUAUCAUUACUUGUUUCACAUUUUGGAGCCGCUCUUGGGAAAUGCGUUGAUUUCAAAGAUCGGUCCCGGUUUGGAAAGUUUAUUUGAACGAUAUUCCUAUGAUGAAAUGUUUCCAUAAUAAUUUAUAGUAAAAUCUAUUAUUUUGUUUAUUUUAAA
This is a messenger RNA of Nicrophorus vespilloides, 952 nucleotides long. RefSeq lists its product as uncharacterized. Lineage: Eukaryota; Metazoa; Arthropoda; Insecta; Coleoptera; Silphidae. The coding region runs from base 408 to 914 and encodes 168 amino acids. The transcript has 2 exons. The record is from RefSeq and is a predicted model, not a curated record.